GCUGUGCAGAGGACCUGCGGAUCCUGAGACCGCUGCUGUGCGCUCAUCUGAUCCAGAAUAUGUCCUAAAGAGUAGUAGGAAGGACCUGGGUUUGAGUCCUGACUGGCCACCACCUUACUGAGGGACCUGGGCUGGUCCCCUCUUGGAAUCUGUUUUCCCAUUUCUGAAGUGAAGGGGUCAACUCACGAUUUACAACCACAUUUCCUGCGCUGAAACUACGUCUUGGAUUCUGGAUUUCCACGUGACACUGGAGAAGUCUGUGGGGACACGGGACUCCGAAAUGUCAAUGGCUCUGGACUUGGCUCUCUGCUCAGCCUGACUCAUCUUUGCCCGAGACCCGGGAGGGACCCCAGCUCCCCUGACGUGCCUGGCUCUGCCCCGUCUCUUUCUCCCACCACUCAGGCACCAAAGAGGAUCUCUCUUCUACAGCAUAUCUGGGUGGGGCACCAGGGCCCAGGAGGAGCCGAGGAGCCGGGCCCCUUGUCUCAGACCCAGAGGCAGACAUGGGGGCCUGUGCCAUUGCGACUGAUGCCAACAUCUCGAUUGGCCUUGAGAGCAACACCACAGGCAUCACGGCCUUCUCCAUGCCCGGCUGGCAGCUGGCACUGUGGGCCACAGCUUACCUGGCCCUGGUGCUGGUGGCUGUGACAGGCAAUGCCACGGUCAUCUGGAUCAUCCUGGCUCAUCGGAGGAUGCGAAUGGUCACCAACUACUUCAUCGUCAACCUGGCCCUGGCCGACCUCUGCAUGGCCGCCUUCAACGCCGCCUUCAACUUCGUCUAUGCCAGCCACAACGUCUGGUACUUCGGCCGUGCCUUCUGCUACUUCCAGAACCUCUUCCCCAUCACAGCCAUGUUCGUCAGCAUCUACUCCAUGACUGCCAUCGCUGCCGACAGGUACAUGGCCAUCGUCCACCCCUUCCAGCCACGGCUCUCAGCCCUCGGCACCAGAGUGGUUAUUGCUGGCAUCUGGCUGGUGGCCCUGGCCCUCGCCUUCCCCCAAUGCUUCUACUCCACCAUCACCAUGGACCAGGGCGCCACCAAGUGCGUGGUGGCCUGGCCUGAAGACAGUGGCGGCAAGAUGCUCCUUUUGUACCACCUCGUGGUCAUCGCCCUUGUCUACUUCCUGCCUCUGGUGGUGAUGUUCAUCGCCUACAGCAUCAUCGGGCUCACGCUCUGGAGACGCGCGGUCCCCGGGCACCCGGCGCACGGCGCCAACCGGCGCCACCUGCGGGCCAAGAAGAAGUUCGUGAAGACCAUGGUGGUGGUGGUGGUGACGUUUGCCAUCUGCUGGCUGCCCUACCACCUCUACUUCAUCCUGGGCAGCUUCCAGGAGGACAUCUACUACCACAAGUUCAUCCAGCAGGUCUACCUGGCGCUCUUCUGGCUGGCCAUGAGCUCCACCAUGUACAACCCCAUCAUCUAUUGCUGCCUUAACCGCAGGUUUCGCUCUGGAUUCCGGCUUGCUUUCCGUUGCUGCCCAUGGGUCACGCCAACCGAGGAGGAUAAGAUUGAACUGACUCACACUCCAUCCCUCUCCAUGAGGGUCAAAAGGUGUCACACUAAAGAGACUCUGUUCAUGGCCAGCGAUGUGGCUGAGGCUGCCAACGGGCAGGCUGGGGUCCCCAAGAAGGGCAGCCUCCGAAACCUGAAGCCUUAUGCCUGGCUGCAGGGCGAGGCUUAGCACUCUUUGAGAAGUAGCCAGUUGAGAGGACCAGGUCUGAAAGUUUGGCUCAUGCCUCAGCCUUCAGCACAUCAAUGGAAAAACAAGAAUGGCCAGGAACUCCACAGUGGAUGCUGACUCGAAGAGGACCCAGCCUCCCUCUCAGACAGUACUUCAGGGGAUCCAUAAGAGUCAAAGAAGAGAGUGUGAGCUAACACUUAUCUAAUCCAGGAGUUGCAAGCUCAAAUGCCUUCCUGAGGCAUACAACAUAAUGAGUAAAUUGGAUCCAGUAUAAAAGAAAAGCUGCAAAUGUGAAGAUAGAAGGAAACUGACUUCCAGUUGGGGUUAUAGGGAAUGGUGGGGACUGUGGCAAACUGGAGGACAUCAGCAUCCAGAGGGGACAGCAGCUGAUCUGCUCUGAACAAAUGUUGCCAUGUAGUAAUGGGAGCCCAUUAUUGCCAGGUCUUCUAAAUCUUUCAAGAGAAGCCAGAAAUCCAAAUUUGUGAGACUUCCAUACUUGUCAGUUUUGGCUCACAUUUUUAAAAUGUUGGGGAAACCCAACACCUGUGGGCAAAAUCCAACCAUGACACUGAUUCAUUAUCAGGCUAAAGACACAAGGGCAGCGGGGGGAAGUUUCUUAUUUUGCAAAGCCCAUCACCAUCAGUCUAGGGCUUCUCUGCCUCAACAUCUAAGAACUCAGAUCCAGCCCAGUGUAGAUGAUGGUUAAGAGUCAAAAGGAGCCUCAGCUAUGUUGCCUCAGACUAAGUCACUCUGACCCUCAGUCUCCUCCUCUCCCAAUGGCAAAACUACCCCACAGGAAUGCUGUGAGGCUGAUGAAGUCAUGCCUAUAAACUAGCAGACCAAACACAGGUUAAGUGCAUAAUAAACAGCAGCCAUGAUUUUUAUUACUACAUACCAGUCAUUUUACACGAAUGCCCCCUGCAAGUCAGCCACAUAGCUCACUUCUCUCAGCAAGGUGACAGGCAGAGAACGCCAACUGUCCCAACUCCCAGAAAGCUCCAGACCUGGCCCAGUCCACCCCAAGGGCACACCUCUGCUUGCCUGGCGACUCACUGUCUACAACCUGUGCCCUCAGAAGCACGUACCAAUGUAAAUGCACAUCACAAGUUGAAUGUUAUCUGUCUUCCCCACAAAGAUCACUGUGCCAUAGGCACCAGCAGUGCCAAAUAAAGAGACUCUGGUCUCACCAAACCCAGUGAGCAUGCAGUCAGUCCUGGAGGAAGCCACUCGGAGCUGUUGUCAUGGCUUGGGAGACUCAUGUGGCACCUCAACCACAGGGCACCAGAAUGUGGACUGUUGUGGGACCUACCAAGGAGCUGGGGGAGAAUCCAAAAUGGCGGCCAUGGGGGGAACAGCAAACUCAAAGUUGAGGUGGGAGAGGAUGAAAGGGUUUCCUACAAUAGGGGUUCAUUUAAGAUUGGGGAGCACGAGAGUGCAGCAACCCC
Messenger RNA from Equus caballus (horse), 3127 nucleotides. It is a transcript of the gene TACR2, whose product is annotated as tachykinin receptor 2. Gene Ontology annotation, molecular function: substance K receptor activity. NCBI's taxonomy places the organism in Eukaryota, Metazoa, Chordata, Mammalia, Perissodactyla, Equidae. Gene Ontology annotation, biological process: G protein-coupled receptor signaling pathway; positive regulation of flagellated sperm motility. Gene Ontology annotation, cellular component: plasma membrane; sperm midpiece. The record is from RefSeq and is a predicted model, not a curated record.